Messenger RNA from Penicillium brevicompactum, 465 nucleotides. Its product is annotated as RNA-binding protein. NCBI's taxonomy places the organism in Eukaryota, Fungi, Ascomycota, Eurotiomycetes, Eurotiales, Aspergillaceae. The transcript is spliced from 2 exons. The record is from RefSeq and is a predicted model, not a curated record. Gene Ontology annotation, molecular function: RNA binding. The coding region runs from base 1 to 465 and encodes 154 amino acids.
AUGAGCGACACGACACGACUGAAGAGCACCGUCUACGUGGGUGGCCUUGACCAAGGCGUGACCGCGCACACCCUCGCAGAAGCCUUCGUUCCAUUCGGUGAAGUGGUCGAUAUCUCACUGCCUAAGCCCGACCAGCCCAACUCCAAAGAGGCGCAUCGAGGAUUCGGAUAUGUGGAAUUUGAUCUUCCACAAGACGCAAAGGAAGCAAUCGACAACAUGGAUGGCAGUGAAAUCUACGGACGCACGAUCAAGGUAGCCGCCGCAAAGCCACAGAAGGACUCCAACGAGGGACUAGGCAGCAAGACUGCGAUUUGGGAGCAGGAGGGCUAUCUGGCCAAGCAUGCUGUCAGCGAGGAGGAUCGCCAAGCUACAGAGGAGGCUCAGGAUGCCAACCCCAAACUCUUAGGCUCCGUACAAGGGUUGAAGCAGCUAGAUGUUGCUGGACCUCAGCCCCAGCCCGAGUGA